This is a messenger RNA of Vicia villosa (hairy vetch), 1338 nucleotides long. RefSeq names its product protein LIGHT-DEPENDENT SHORT HYPOCOTYLS 5-like. Bases 159 to 755 code for a protein of 198 amino acids. Gene Ontology annotation, biological process: response to light stimulus; mRNA transcription. The record is from RefSeq and is a predicted model, not a curated record. Lineage: Eukaryota; Viridiplantae; Streptophyta; Magnoliopsida; Fabales; Fabaceae. The transcript has a single exon. Gene Ontology annotation, cellular component: nucleus.
UACAAUUCGUCCCCACCACCACUCCCAUUCAUUCAAUUCAAAAUCUAUUAUUCAUUCAUUCAAACUAUUUUACGUCCCAUCACCACCCAAUCUCUCUCUUCCCUCCUUCCAUAAUACCAAUCCUUCUCUCACGCAUAUUACCAAAAGUCACCGUCAUAAUGAAAGCUGCAUCGGGCGGAGAACCUCCCCCACCGCAACCAGACUCAUCACCACCACCAACACCAACACCGAGCCGUUACGAGUCACAAAAACGACGAGACUGGAACACGUUCCAGCAGUAUCUUCCAAACCACAAACCACCGUUAACUCUAGCACGUUGCAGCGGAGCGCACGUGAUUGAGUUUCUGAAAUACCUCGAUCAGUUCGGGAAGACGAAGGUGCACGUGACUGGCUGUCCUUAUUUCGGACAACCUAACCCUCCCUCGCCGUGCGCUUGUCCGCUCAAGCAAGCCUGGGGAAGUCUCGACGCUCUCAUCGGACGUCUCAGAGCCGCUUUCGAGGAAAACGGCGGGAAUCAGGAGAGUAAUCCGUUUGGAACUAAAGCGGUUAGGAUUUAUCUCAGAGAAGUUAGAGAAAGUCAAGCUAAAGCUAGAGGAAUUCCUUACGAGAAGAAGAAACGAAAGAGAUCCAGUGUUACCACCGCUGCUAUUGUAGCAGCAGCGGUGGUAACAAAUGGAGAAUCAGGUGAUGGUGGCGUUUCUAACAAUUCUGUCACCGUCACACCUGUUGUUAGUGUCACUGCUGAGAUAGUAUAGUAUUUAAUUUUUCUUUUACUAAUUUAUACAUUUGAAUGGGAUUAGUAUUAUCUACCUUUAAUUUUAGGAGAAUUAAUCAUGAUUAUGGUUUUAUAAGUUAAUUACAUAUUUAUGAUGAAUUUUUAGAUUGAACUUUAGUCCGUCAAAAAUGAUGUUAGUUAGUUUAUGAUCACGCUCAGACGCCCCGGAGUUGAUUUAUGUAUCGAGUCUUGGCCGGUCCAGAACAAUUAUCCUCGGGGAGUUAGUUGAAAAGGAACUUGAUGAACUAGUAGAUUCCAAAGUCUUUCAUUUUCUGGUUAAUUAAAUUUAUGAGUGUGAUGUGAGGUUAGAGAUUAUAUAUUCAAACUGGGUGACAUAUUUCUAUGAUGAUGCCAUUAGGGAAACCAGCAAAUGACUUGUAUAGAUUAUUUUCUUUUAUGAUGACAUUUCUACUUUUGUCUUGACUUGGUGAUGAUGAUGAAACACCAAUCAGUGAUGUGCAGUUGGAAAACAAUUAAGUGGAAAUUUGAAAGAUGAGGAAAGGGACAAAAACAAUAUAUUUCAUUUUGGAAAGAAAUCAAUUAAUUGACACCUUCCAUUAUUA